AUGGCCCCGCGCGUGGGACAGCCGGGGCUUUGGGGGCCGCUGCUGCCGGGGCUGCUGCUGGUGGCGGCGGCACUGAGCCGGCCCGCCUCGCCCUGCCCCUUCCAGUGCUAUUGCUUCGGCAGCCCCAAGCUGCUUUUGCGCUGCGCGUCGGGCGCAGAGCUUCGGCAGCCACCACGGGACGUGCCGCCCGACGCGCGCAACCUCACCAUCGUGGGCGCCAAUCUGACGGUGCUGCGCGCGGCCGCCUUCGCCGGCGGAGACGCGGACGGGGAGGAGGCGGCGGCCGCCGCGGUGCGCCUGCCGCUCCUGACCGCGCUGCGCCUCACGCACAACAACAUCGAAGUCGUGGAGGACGGCGCCUUCGACGGGCUGCCCAGCCUGGCGGCGCUGGAUCUCAGCCACAACCCGUUGCGCGCUCUGGGAGGCGGCGCCUUCCGCGGGCUACCCGAGCUGCGCUCGCUGCAGCUCAACCACGCGCUGGUGCGGGGCGGCCCCGCACUGCUGGACGCCCUGGACGCCGCGCUCGCUCCGCUGGCCGAGCUGCAACUGCUGGGCCUGGCGGGCAACGCGCUGAGCCGCCUGCCGCCCGCCGCGCUGCGCCUGCCGCGCCUCGAACAGCUGGAUGCGCAUCUCAACUCACUGGUCGGUCUGGACCCCGACGAGCUGCGCGCGCUCGAACGCGAUGGCGACCGGCCCGGCCCGCGCCUGCUGCUUGCGGACAACCCGCUGCGCUGCGGGUGUGCCGUGCGCCCCCUUUUGGCCUGGCUGCGCAACGCCACGGAGCGCGUACCCGACGCGCGCCGCCUGCGCUGCGCCGCUCCGCGGGCGCUGCUCGACCGGCCUCUGUUGGGCCUGGACGAGACGCGCCUGCGGUGCGCCGACGGCGACCCCAAUGGGCGCAGGGACGAGGUGGAUGUCCCAGGUCCGGAGCUGGAAGCCUCCUACGUGUUCUUCGGGCUGGUGUUGGCACUCAUCGGCCUCAUCUUCCUUAUGGUGCUCUACCUAAACCGCCGGGGUAUCCAGCGCUGGAUGCGCAACCUGCGCGAGGCCUGCCGGGACCAGAUGGAGGGCUACCACUACCGCUACGAGCAGGACGCCGACCCGCGCCGCGCGCCGGCCCCGGCCGCCCCGGCUAGCUCCCGGGCCACUUCCCCCGGCUCGGGCCUCUGA
Dipodomys ordii (Ord's kangaroo rat) is the source of this 1170-nucleotide messenger RNA. It is a transcript of the gene Tpbgl, whose product is annotated as trophoblast glycoprotein-like. The coding region runs from base 1 to 1170 and encodes 389 amino acids. The record is from RefSeq and is a predicted model, not a curated record. Gene Ontology annotation, cellular component: plasma membrane. Lineage: Eukaryota; Metazoa; Chordata; Mammalia; Rodentia; Heteromyidae. Gene Ontology annotation, molecular function: protein binding. Gene Ontology annotation, biological process: negative regulation of canonical Wnt signaling pathway. The transcript has a single exon.